Messenger RNA from Oryctolagus cuniculus (rabbit), 2521 nucleotides. The record is from RefSeq and is a predicted model, not a curated record. NCBI's taxonomy places the organism in Eukaryota, Metazoa, Chordata, Mammalia, Lagomorpha, Leporidae.
CCGGGGGCAGAGGUGUCGGACGCCGGGAGGUGUGAGGGCUGCCCCCGCUGGGGUGGCUGGGGCCGCGGUGUGCCCUGAGGGGCUGGGGUCGCGCCGGGCGUGGCGCCUCGGGGAGGUGUGCGUGUGCUGGGGGUGGCUCACCUGCCGCGGGGGGUGGUGAGCGGCGCGGCGGCGGCGGCGGCGAGCGGGAGCGGGGAGCAGGCUGCGGAGACAUUUGAUGAUGGCCAUGGUGAAGCUCAGGCGACGUCCCCUGCCAUCCCGUGGGCUGCCUUUCCCACAGGGAAAAAUGCAAUUUCCAUUGUGAGCUGCCUUCCAGAGCUUAUGGUAGAACUCCGCUGACGUUGCUCCGAUGCCAAUGUGGAAUAAAGUGUCUGCAGUCCACCUGUCACCGGCUGCUCCUGACCUCGUAGUGGACCGCGACCACCCUGCCGCUCUCGGCCGCCUCUCCUCUGAUGCCGUCACUUCCUCCCCGGAGAAUACACAAGCAGACAACAGCAGUAUCCAGCAGUCGACGCACACUCAUCUGGAUAUCUCACUGUUUCCAUUGGGUUUAACUGAUGAGAAAAACCAUGGAACACUUGCCCUCGUGGACGACUCUGAGGGUCCCAGAGCCAACGUGUCAGACAUCGAGCUUCAGCAGAAGAUUACAAGUCUGGAGAUGAAGCUCAAAGCAUCUGAAGAAGAAAAACUGAGAAUUAAGAAGGAUGUGGAAUCGCUGAUGGAAAAGCAUAGUGUCUUAGAAAAAGACUUCCUAAAAGAAAAAGAACAGGAGGCUCUCUCUUUCCAAGAUAGAUACAAAGAACUUCAGGAUAAACACAAGCAAGAAUUGGAAGACAUGAGGAAGGCUGGUCAUGAAGCUCUCAGUAUUAUUGUGGAUGAAUAUAAGGCGCUGCUGCAGUCUUCAGUUAAGCAACAAGUGGAAGCUAUUGAAAAACAGUACAUUUCCGCCAUUGAGAAGCAAGCACACAGGUGUGAGGAGUUGCUGAAUGCCCAGCAUCAGAGGCUCCUGGAAAUGUUAGACACAGAGAAGGAACUCUUAAAGGAAAAAAUAAAGGAAGCUUUGGUUCAGCAGUCUCAAGAACAGAAGGAAAUAUUGGGAAAAUGUCUGGAGGAAGAAAGACAAAAAAAUAAGGAGGCAUUAGAAUCUGCUACAAAGCUUGAGAAAGAAGCAGUGAAGGAUGCGGUUUUAAAAGCCAUAGAAGAAGAAAGGAAAAAUUUGGAAAAAGUCCAUGCUGAAGAAAGGGAAUUGUGGAAGACAGAGCAUGCAAAAGAUCAAGAAAAAGUAUCUGAGGCAAUUCAAAAAGCUGUGCAGGAACAAAGGAAAAUAAGUCAGGAAACUGUUAAGGAAGCAAUAAUGGAGGAGCAGAAGCGAAGUGAAAAGGCUGUGGAAGAGGCAGUGAGAAGAGCAAGAGAGGAACUGAUAGAGUAUGUCAGAGAACAGAAGAGGCUGGACCAAGUCAUCCGCCAGCGAAGCCUGUGCAGCCUGGAGCUGUUCCUGUCCUGUGCUCAGAAGCAGCUGAGCGCCCUGAUAGCUACGGAGCCCGUCGACAUUGAGUAGAGAACCUGCCGAGGUGACCCACACUGGCAUCGUGCAGAUCCUUAGACUCUCAAAUACACGCUGUGAAUGAUUAAGACGCUCUGGGUUUGUUUUUUCCCCUACCCGCCCCCCCCCCCCCACUUUCGACAAUGAUUUCCAGAUCAAAAUUUAGAAGAAUUGAAACUGAUCUAAUUUGCUGUCUGUUGUCUUCUCCUGCACAGUGACCAUUACACUGUUAGCAGCAGCAACAGAACGUGAGGUUGGCGCAGAAGCCCUCGCACGGUGCGACAUUAUCACAAGUUAGUUCAGUGAACUUUAUAGCCCCUGGUUGGCCUGUUCUAUUUUAUUUGGCAAGAGGAGUAAGUCUUUUAUUGUUUCACAAUGAUUCUUGGUAAGAUGCUAACAUGUAAUCAUUUAUUUGACUUAAAUGGGAAUGCCAUGGAUUUCAGCAUUUAUCUAUGUAAGUUGGGUAUAAAAUGCUGGUAUGAUUCAAAGAAAAAUCAUUCUCUUAUUACCAAACCAGUUAACUACAGUGGGGUCCAUAUUUUUGUUGGUCUACACUAAAAACAAAAACACAAAUCAAAAUAAAGAUGACUAUGUUAUACAACUGUGGUCAGAUAUGCCUGCCACUUAAACUCAAAGGGUAUGUCUAAUAAAUGCUUACCUUCUAUUUCUGGGCUUCAAAUGCACUAGGAAUUGAUGAAGUGAUUCUUCUCAUGUAUUCAAUCAUAACAGAAUAUUGAUCAGCCAUUUAUAGGAACUCUUUUUCAAAUACAGAACAUAUGAGAUUUCUUCUCAAACUUCAGAAUGUUCUUUAAUGAGCAGUGUGCCUCCAUGAAAAAUUGAGUAUUUGUAACAUCAGAACUAAAUGUCACUAAAACAUGUAUGCAAGUGUUUUGUCUUGUUUUCUGAAAUGCUCUACUCUCAUGCGCUUUAUACUUUUCUGAGACCUCUCAGUAUAAUAAAAAGAGCUCCAAAAAUUUA